AUGAGACCCGUUAUUCAACAUCGCUUUAUAUCCAGGUGUUUCGAGCAGUUCAGGCGUGGGGCAGACUGCGGGGCGCGGCGCGCCGAGCAGAGUUGCACCGUGUGGCGGACAUGGCUCGCUACCUCCAUUUGCAGUUCGGCGGUGGUUAUGCUCGGAACUCUUGGGCUCAUGGUUGGUCGCAGCGGCGCUCGUGCAAGCAGGGGUGUCCCCAUGCGGCGACGUUUUUUCAGAAGCAGGGUGUUGCCUUUUCUGCAUGCCCAUGCCUCGAGACACGCGUCAUACACGUAUCCUCGAGGAGAUUUGCUCGUGCGCGAGGCGAUGGGCGCAGAGGAGGGCUACCCAGAAGGCCCCGAGCGUGCGAUGUUCGUUGUCUCCGAGCUCAAGGCCAGUGCUGCUCUGUUUGCCGCGUUUGCAUUCGGGGCCCUCAACCUGCCCAGCGCGCUGACCAUCUCGGAGUUCAGGAUCACGAGCUCGGCCUCUUCUGUGUCUACCUCGCGUCCAGCUCCAGACUCCGACCUGCUGCAGGCGUUUGUGGUGCUUGACGUACUCACGCUUGGCUUCAUGCUCAUUUGUGUUGUUGUCUCACAGCUGCUUAUGUACCGACUGAGCGACGGCUCGUACGGGUCCGAAGUCUAUGGCACUGACGAGGAACACGACCCACGCGAUUCGGCUCUGGGGAGACUUGCUACCCAGUAUGGUACCGAGUUCGGCACUGCGCGCGUUGCAUUCGACUUUGGCGUCGUCACGAUUUUGCUUGCUACACUUGUUAGGACAUGGACCGUAUUUGGCAGUACGAUAGCACUCCCGGUCACAGGAGUCAUUGGCAUGUCAGCCGUCAUAGUUGGAGUCUUCUAUGCGCGCGUGGGCAACAUAUCUGAAGGGCUGCGACCUUUGCUUGAGGCCUCACAGGCCUGGCACCCUUGGGUCCACCUUGGGGCUUUCUCGCAGGGGAUUCGAUGGACCUUCUCGGCGUUCAUGGAGGAUAUGUUAGUGCAUCUGCGCGACAUCUUGAUAUAUUCCCGACAUCUUAGGCAAUG
Prorocentrum cordatum is the source of this 1037-nucleotide messenger RNA. NCBI's taxonomy places the organism in Eukaryota, Dinophyceae, Prorocentrales, Prorocentraceae. The record is from the annotation of a GenBank genome assembly.